This is a messenger RNA of Drosophila biarmipes, 295 nucleotides long. RefSeq lists its product as uncharacterized. Lineage: Eukaryota; Metazoa; Arthropoda; Insecta; Diptera; Drosophilidae. Bases 38 to 184 code for a protein of 48 amino acids. The record is from RefSeq and is a predicted model, not a curated record. The transcript has a single exon.
UCACUGGCAGUCUGAAACAAAGUCUGGCGGACGAGAGAUGACGUUGAUCCUACUGGCCGCCCUCUCCAGCAUCUACACCGGGAUGUUCAACUACGUGAAGGCCAAGUUCCCGUUCGUGAUCGAGGCCGCCAUGGUGACCCUGUGCUUCGGAUCCAUCGUCGGUCGAUUCUGCAUACUGGCUUAGCAGGAAACAUCAGAAAAAGACUCGGGAUUGCGUGAUUCGAAAGGAACUUUAUAUUUAUAUGGAUGUGUCUUGUGGCUUUAUGUGAAUACAAACUAAUGGCUUAAACCUAAA